CAUGACGGACUCAGUGAUUGGACUAAACUUGAACCUGAGGUGAACAGUACAGAUGCAGACGAGGCUCCAACUUACAGCCUUCAGUCUGCAGCAGGACACUUUGAAUGCAGAGUCUCAGGCUUGCGCUGGGUCUGUAAGGGAAAGACCAGCUUUCAGUACCAGUUUAGAUCUUGGGAGGGACACAUGGAGAGGAUGGAGAGCAGACAAUACAUGCCUGCAGGUCCUCUGAUGGACGUCACAGUCACUGCUGGGAAGUUAAAUGAAGUUCACCUGCCACACUGGAUCUGCAUCGAUGACAUCCCUGACAUAUUGGACAUGUUUGCAGUCGUUCACAUAGAUGACUGUGGAGAUGUUGUGGAAAAAGUGUCUGAGGUCACACCAACACAUGUCAAGUUAACUGAACCGAUUUUCUCUCCGAGAGCGGUCCUGAUGAAAGUCGGCGUUCCUGUGAAAAUCAAUUGUAACGUGUUGAUAUAUCAGACCAACACGGCUUUCCUCACACUGCAUGUUUAUCUGAUCCCACGUGAUCCUGGGCUACAGCAGACGAUGGACCGGAGAGAAGUAUCCGGUGGAUACAAAGUCAUCCGAAAGCCACAUCCAGAAAAGUCCUUGAAAAUGUUUCAUCCUAAGAGCAGAUUUGGAUGGUGCAGAAAUCUGUCCUCAAGUAUGUUGAAUUUAUUGAUGAAUCUGUGUAAGAUCAGUAAAUAUAUUAGUCUGUUUAAAUUAUAUGAAUUCAUCAUCAUCAGAUUUCUCUCCCUCAGUAGAAAAAUAUCUUACAGGUUCUUCCUGACUUUCUUUUCAUUCUUUAACAGGUGUUAAAGCUCAGAUAUGAAAGCAGAACUCCAAAUUUCUUUGAAGUGUACAUGAAGAAUCCAGACAGAGACUUCCAGCUCAGACUCACACCAAAAAAAGAGCUUCAGUCAGUUUGGACCCGCACUGUUAGAAAAGGUAAGAUUCAAACU
Oreochromis niloticus (Nile tilapia) is the source of this 962-nucleotide messenger RNA. Its product is annotated as NACHT, LRR and PYD domains-containing protein 1b allele 2-like. NCBI's taxonomy places the organism in Eukaryota, Metazoa, Chordata, Actinopteri, Cichliformes, Cichlidae. The coding region runs from base 184 to 819 and encodes 211 amino acids. The transcript has 5 exons. The record is from RefSeq and is a predicted model, not a curated record.